UAGAAAAUGAAAGUUUUGUCUUUUCUUUUAUUGUUAUUUAUCAGUUUUGACAAUUUAUUUAUUCAAACCAAUUUAUACUUUAUACUUUAAUGAGCAUUAGUCAGAGCUCACACCAUGUCCUUUAGUAGUGAUGAAGUUAAUUACCUUGUGUAUCGGUAUCUACAAGAAUCUGGUUUUGUUCACUCCGCUUAUACAUUUGGAAUUGAAUCACACAUCAACUCAUCCAACAUUAAUGGAUCACUUGUUCCGCCAUCAGCAUUGCUUAAUAUAAUCCAAAAAGGACUCCAAUAUACCGAAGCAGAGAUCAGUAUUGGUGAAGAUGGAAACGAAAGAACAAUUGAAUCUUUGUCUCUUAUUGACGCUGUUCUACCAGACAUUGUUCCGCAGAAGCAGCAACAAUUAAUCAACAGCAAUGCUGCUACUAACAAUACAAAUGGGACUUCAGGAUCUGCAUCAUCUUCCAAUUCAAAGUCUGCAGCAGUAGUGAUUAAAACAGAAUCUAGUGAUUCAGCUCAGGGUCCAUCUUCAUCUGCUUCUGCGAAUCCCGCUUCAGGCAACCAACAGGCACCUUCAUUAUCAUCAUCUAAUUCAUCUAAUGCUCCACAGCCAAUGGAUACUACACCAAGUUUACCAACAGUUACUGGUUCAGGUUCAUCAAUGCCACCGGCAGCUCCUGCUCCUGAUGAGGUACUGAAUACCGAUGAAAAUGGUAGUUCUAUAGAAAUAUCAAACUCUAAAGUUACUAUUUUAAGAGGUCAUGAAUCGGAAGUUUUCAUCUGUGCUUGGAACCCAUCAUCCGAUUUUCUAGCUUCAGGCUCAGGUGACAGCACAGCCAGAAUCUGGGACUUGAAUUAUAAUGCAAAUUCAGUUGUCAAUCAGAUGGUAUUGAGACAUUGUAUUCAAAGAGAUGGAACUGAAGUUCCUUCUAACAAAGAUGUAACAUCAUUGGAUUGGAACUCGGAUGGCACAUUAUUGGCAACUGGAUCUUAUGAUGGGUUUGCACGUAUUUGGACUACCAGUGGGCGAUUGGCAUCUACUCUCGGCCAGCAUAAAGGUCCUAUUUUUGCCCUUAAAUGGAACAAAAAAGGAAAUUACAUUUUGUCGGCCGGUGUUGAUAAGACAACAAUCAUUUGGGAUGCAUCUACCGGUCUUUGUACCCAACAGUUUGCUUUCCAUUCUGCUCCUGCACUAGAUGUUGAUUGGCAGUCUAAUACAUCAUUUGCUUCUUGUUCAACUGAUCAGUGUAUUCAUGUUUGUAAAUUAGGCUGUGAUCGACCCAUCAAAACAUUUACUGGACACACUAAUGAAGUUAACGCAAUCAAAUGGGAUCCACAAGGAAACUUUCUUGCUUCCUGUUCGGACGAUAUGACCCUGAAAAUUUGGUCUAUGAAACAUGACAAGUGUAUACACGAUUUACAAGCUCACAGCAAAGAGAUCUAUACAAUUAAAUGGUCACCUUACACAACUAUCUUAGCCAGUGCCUCCUUCGACUCCUCUGUCCGACUCUGGGAAAUUGACAGAGGAAUUUGUCUGUACAACUUAACCAAACACACUGAACCUGUUUAUUCAGUUUCAUUUUCACCCGAUGGUAAAUUCUUAGCAUCGGGAUCAUUUGACAAAUGGGUACAUAUUUGGUCAACAUCAAACGGACAGCUGAUUAAUUCAUAUAAAGGAACCGGUGGCAUUUUUGAAGUUUGUUGGAAUGCAAAAGGUGAUAAAGUCGGAGCAUCAGCUAGUGACGGAUCCGUUUUUGUUCUGGAUCUCAGGAGGCCAACACCCCAAUAAUUAUUUCAUUAUUUUCUUUUCCCAUUAUAUCCCUAUUUCUUUUCAUCGAAUAAAAACUUUUUAUCACAGUCAA
Molecule: messenger RNA, 1858 nt
Organism: Panonychus citri (citrus red mite)
Lineage: Eukaryota; Metazoa; Arthropoda; Arachnida; Trombidiformes; Tetranychidae
Gene: ebi
Product: F-box-like/WD repeat-containing protein TBL1X
Exons: 3
Coding region: 115-1785 (556 amino acids)
Biological process (GO): regulation of transcription by RNA polymerase II
Cellular component (GO): histone deacetylase complex
Molecular function (GO): transcription corepressor activity; protein binding
Source: RefSeq, a predicted model, not a curated record